This is a messenger RNA of Dinoponera quadriceps, 2014 nucleotides long. RefSeq names its product ATPase family AAA domain-containing protein 1-B (gene nmd). The transcript has 9 exons. The record is from RefSeq and is a predicted model, not a curated record. Lineage: Eukaryota; Metazoa; Arthropoda; Insecta; Hymenoptera; Formicidae. The coding region runs from base 128 to 1726 and encodes 532 amino acids. Gene Ontology annotation, cellular component: mitochondrial outer membrane. Gene Ontology annotation, molecular function: ATP hydrolysis activity; ATP binding. Gene Ontology annotation, biological process: sleep; regulation of synaptic transmission, cholinergic; positive regulation of voltage-gated potassium channel activity.
CAGGCUCGUACGUGCAGUGCGUUCGGUACGGUGCAGGUGAAUACAUGUGCUACUGGUGGUCUGGUCUUGCCAGUCGAGGAGAAACCAACGGAGAGAAAGAGAAAUACACGGAUUUUCCUCGGAAACCAUGACGUCCAACAACAUCGUCGUGUUGUGCGCGUUGCUAUUAUGCGGCACGAUAGGUACCGAAGCGAUACGAUGUUACCAAUGCAGCUCCGACACCGAUCCGAAGGGCGAGGACAUUUGCGGCGCUUACACGAAAUUCGACAGGGAUAGGAACGUGCCGAUCGAAUGUAACAGCGAGGAGUCUCAUAUGCCGGGCACUUUCUGCGUGAAGUUGACCGAGCAGAGCUCGCGUGGUUUCAUUUGGGACGGUAGGUGGCGGCAAGUGAUUCGACGAUGUGCCUCCGUCGCCAGCACCGGAGUGACAGGAGUCUGUAACUGGGGCGUCCGCGAGAACGGUGUUUUCUGGCAAGAGUGCUACUGCUCCGAGGACUCGUGUAACGCCGCGUCCAGCUUGUCGCUCGCCACGCUGCUCAUGACAACGUGCGCCGCCACCGUUGUGUUGUUUUAUUUUAAAAGAAUAUCGCAAAUCAUGAACAUGGUCGCGGAUAGCGGACUGACGCGUUUUGAAAUGUUUUUGUUCGUGGCGAGGUUGACUUGCGUCACAGCGAUCGGCUUCUUCAGCAUGAAGUGGGUUAUGAAUCAAUUGGAUCCCAACAGUACCAGCAAGAAGCGAGCUAAGAAAAAGGCUCGCGAGCAGUUGCGCAAAUUGGCUGAAACUGACAAUCACGCGCGAUCCUUUGAUUUAGAGCAGCUAACUGAUUAUGAGGCAAUAAUAGCUACUCACUUAGUAGAUCCAAAUGACAUCAAAGUGUCAUGGAACAACAUUGCUGGUUUGGAGCAUGUCAUUCGAGAGCUCAAAGAGACUGUCAUAUUACCCAUCGAAAGGAAGGAGCUAUUCGAGGAUUCUCAGCUGACGCAAGCACCUAAGGGAGUAUUGUUGCAUGGCCCACCAGGUUGUGGCAAAACCAUGAUUGCAAAGGCUACCGCCAAAGAGACAAAGACACGCUUUGUAAACUUGGAUGUCAGCAUCCUAACUGACAAAUGGUAUGGGGAAAGCCAAAAAUUAACCGCUGCUGUUUUCUCUUUAGCGGUGAAGCUUCAGCCUUGCAUCAUCUUCAUCGAUGAGAUCGAUUCGUUCUUAAGAGUGCGUAAUACGCAAGAUCAUGAAGCUACGGCGAUGAUGAAGGCUCAGUUUAUGUCGUUGUGGGAUGGUUUGAUAACCGAUCCUUCAUGUACCGUAAUUAUAAUGGGAGCUACUAACAGACCACAAGAUUUAGAUAGGGCAAUUCUGCGGCGUAUGCCGGCGACUUUCCACAUUGGUUUGCCGAAUGAGCAACAACGGUUAGAUGUUCUGAAGUUGAUUCUGCGGAACGAACCGAUAGCCGAUAACGUGGAGAUCUCGACAUUGGCGAAACAAACGGAAGGCUUUUCCGGCUCGGAUCUACAAGAACUUUGUCGGAACGCGUCCAUCUAUCGUAUCAGAGAUUACCUACAUACGCACGAUGGGUCCAAUUCGUCGCAUACUACGGACGAUGAAGAGUAUCACGAUGCAGUGCGGCCCAUUACGAUGGAGGAUCUGCUGAAGUCGUUCAAAAACAUGCGAAUGUCGAAAUUACACACAGGCAUAUUUUGCACGGCGAAGCCGCCGGACUUAGAUUAAAAGAGGAAAAGUCGGAAAUGUCCUAUUGUAUCGCAUUAGUUGUCUAUGAGUUCUGACGGUUUUUCACGUUGUUUUAAUUAGCAACGUGAGAUGCUAUUUUGCAAAUUUCCUUCCGGAUCAUCAAUAUCGAGAAAUUUUUAACAGUUUUGUCCAACGAUAUGUCGGGGUAGCAUGAAAAAUUAUAAUUUAGUUAGUAUCCCAAUUAUACUUACAAUUUCACGAUUAAAGCAAAAGACAUUGCAUAAAUACAUUUUUUAAUGAGAUAAAAUAAAGUUACGCGGUAAAGAA